Molecule: messenger RNA, 2152 nt
Organism: Brachypodium distachyon (stiff brome)
Lineage: Eukaryota; Viridiplantae; Streptophyta; Magnoliopsida; Poales; Poaceae
Product: transcription factor TGAL6
Exons: 8
Coding region: 354-1601 (415 amino acids)
Biological process (GO): DNA-templated transcription; regulation of DNA-templated transcription
Molecular function (GO): sequence-specific DNA binding; DNA-binding transcription factor activity
Source: RefSeq, a predicted model, not a curated record
AUGAGGCCCAGGUGAUAAUAUUAGAUACUGAAGGAGCUUUAUGCUUUGGCUAGCUACUUCUUUUGAAGGGAAGGCAGAGCAGCCGGCUCUUUAUAUAACACCGCAUCACUUCAUCUGCCCAACUUGGUGUCCUCUGGAGGCUCAGCUAGCUAGAGCGCAUCCGUGGAGUUCCUUGUGCUCAGCAAUUCGCCGUUCAAGUUCUUUUUUUUUAGAACAGCCGUUCAAGUUCCUGACUGCACAGCUGCAGAUUUGAAGGCCAUCAUCCUCAGUCGCCGUAAAGAGCGCAUCCCGGAUAUGAGGUGAUCAAUUCAAGCAAUACCAUUACUGUGGAGGAUCAAGCCAGGCAUGCUAUAAUGGAGCUCUACCCUGGCUAUCUCGAAGACCAUUUCAACAUCCACAAGCUCAGCGGCGCCGGCACGUCCCCGCCGGAGUACAUGACCUCGGCGUCGGCGCAGUUCGCGCCGGCGCCCCUCAGGAUGGGCAUGUACGAGCGUCCCCCGCCGCAGCAGCCGAUGCCGCCGUCGCCGCAGCCGGUGGUCGGCAUGUGGAACAACAGCGUCGACACCUACAAGGUCGACAGCGGCCAGGCCACCAGCGGGUCCACCAUCAUGGAGGCCGACACCAAGUUCGACGACGCCGAGCUUGAAGAGGUUCCAGGGAUGGAGGAACUGGAGCCAACCAGGGAUGUCGAUCAGGAAGCGAGCAAGCCGCCGGAUAAGGUGUUGAGAAGACUCGCACAGAACAGAGAAGCUGCCAGGAAGAGCCGCCUCCGGAAAAAGGCUUACAUCCAGCAGCUAGAGACGAGCCGGAUAAAGCUGGCGCAGCUAGAGCAAGAGCUGCAGCGAACGAGACAGCAGCAGGGCCUGUAUCCUCCGGGUCACUCGGGCAUGGCGGGGUUCGGCGGCGUCGGCGGGGUGCCCAUGGAUUCCGGCGUGGCGGCGUUCGAGAUCGAGUACGGGCACUGGGUGGACGAGCAGAACCGGCACACGCGGGAGCUCCGCGGCGCGCUGCAGCCCGGGCAGCAGACCACGGAGCUGGAGCUCCGGAUGCUGGUGGAGACCGGGCUCGGCAACUACGACCACCUCUUCCGGAUCAAGAACCUCGCCGCCUCCGCCGACGUCUUCUGCGUCAUGUACGGCUUGUGGCGCUCCCCCGCCGAGCGCUUCUUCCUCUGGAUCGGCGGGUUCCGCCCCUCCGAGGUCCUCAAGGUUCUGAGGCCGCAGCUGGAGCCGCUGACGGACCAGCAGCUGGAGCAGGUGUACCACCUGCAGCAGUCGUCGACGCAGGCGGAGGACGCGCUGUCGCAGGGCAUGGAGAGGCUGCAGCAGACGCUGGCGGACGCGCUCACGGCCGCCGCAGACCCCUUCGCCUCCCCCGACGGCUACUCCGGGAUGAACGACGCCAUCGGCAAGCUCAAAGGCCUCGUCUGCUUCCUUCACCAGGCGGACCAUCUCCGGCUGGAGACGUUGCAGCAGAUGCAGAAGAUCUUGACGACGCGGCAGGCGGCCAGGGGACUCCUCGCGCUCGGGGACUACUUCGAGCGCCUCCGCGCGCUGAGCUCGCUCUGGGCUGCUCGCCCGCGCGAGUCGGCGAUAAGCUGAACCUUCUGCUCGUGGAACCAAAAAAAAUGGUUGCAGGAUCAGUUCCUCUCGUAGUAUGAUCAGUUGUGUAGUUCCCGGGUCAAGGGCCGCCGCCAGUGAAGGAUGAAGAAAUCCAAUCACGCUAGCUGCUGGGUUCCGGGAGAAUUAUCUGAGUUUAUGACGCCGUACGCGCUUGCAUUGUCUGCCAGAUGAAGGAGUAGUUCCAGAUUCCGAAGAGUAAGUAAAAGGAGAGUGUAAAGGUCGAUCAGAUUGGGCAGGUCGAUCUCACGAUCGAGAGAAUGUGUAAAUACAUGUUUUGUGGUGUCACAUGCCUGAUCGAGACCUCUAUCUGCUGCCGUACAGAUUUUAUUUUGCGGUGAUGGUGACCAUCGAUGAUCUUGUUGAAGUAGCCGUGUAAUUGCACAAAGGGGUACGCACUAGUUUACGCGCUAUGUAUAUAUACGUGUAUGAUGUAAUUCUUAUUUUUAUUUUGAAGUGAAGGUGUGCGAUGUGUAGUAAAUGUAAUUAUUCCUAUAGCUGAUAUGUUCUUCAUCGCUUGCUUAGUACUACAA